UCCCGCUCCGCCUGCCGCGAAUGGCCUCUUGAGGAGCCCCAACCCCGCCCCCCCUCCAGUCUCGGCUGGACUUUGUAGGAAAAUCUGAGGGAGUAGGAAGGAAGGAAGGAAAGAAGGAAGGAGAGAGAGAGAGAGAGCCCCGGUCGCCCUGCCGGUCUGCGAUGACUGAAACGGAGGCGGGGGGCAGUUAUGGAAGCUGAGCCAAGCCGCUUCUCUUGCUCCUGAUUGGGAUCGGUGGCUUUCCGGCGCCUGCAGAAAGGACCAGCCCCGCUGGAAAUAGGCGCGGGAUCUCCUCCUCUUCGCAGGGUGUGCCUGUCUUAAGCGACGUCCAUGAAGCUGGGUUAAUGUUGAAGCUGAAGAGCCCGUACCCAGAGCAAGGGGGAUUCGCUUCCCUGGCCCACGUGCCCUCUUUCCAGCUGGAGCACAGCUACCCACAGCACAUGGAUGGCAAUGGGAGCUUGAAUGGAAGUGGGGGUGGGCAGAAAGAGGGCCUUCAUUACCCCUUGCCCACUACCUUAGCCCUCAUCUUCCUGGCCACCCUGCUCAUGAUCUUCACCAUCUUUGGCAACGUAUUGGUCAUCAUUGCUGUCUUCACCAGCCGGAUGCUGAAGGCGCCUCAGAACCUCUUUUUGGUUUCCUUGGCCUCAGCAGACAUCCUGGUGGCCACCUUGGUCAUUCCCUUUUCUCUUGCCAAUGAACUGAUGCCCCAGUGGUAUUUUGGCAAGGUGUGGUGUGAGAUCUACCUGGCUUUGGAUGUACUUUUCUGCACCUCUUCCAUUGUGCAUCUCUGUGCCAUCAGCUUGGAUCGCUACUGGUCCAUUACCCAGGCCAUUGAGUACAACCUCAAGCGCACACCACGCCGCAUCAAAAGCAUCAUCUUCCUGGUUUGGGUCAUCUCAGCGGUCAUCUCUUUCCCACCGCUUAUCUCCAAUAUGAAGCAGGGUGAACCCGAGAAGCAGCUCCACGAACAAACAGAAUCGAAACCUGAUAACAAGUCACUCAGCUGCAGUAUCAGUAAGGAGACCUGGUACAUCAUCUGUUCCAGCAUUGGUUCCUUCUUUGCCCCUUGCCUUAUCAUGAUCCUGGUCUAUAUCCGUAUCUACCAGAUUGCGAAAAGAAGGUCUCGAGUGCCUCUCAACAAGCAAGGGGAGACUGGUGAGAGGAGACAAAAUGGCCUGGAUAACAAAGACGAUAUGCCUGCGAUAACCAAGCUCAAUGGCGGGAAGACAGCGUUGGCAGGAGGAAGCCAGGAAGCAGAAGUCAAUGGUAUAGACAUGGAGGACACAUCUUCUUCAGAGCACAACGACACUCCUCAGCCUAGGAAAGCAGAAAGGCUCCCCAGAAGUAAGGGCAAAACCAAACUCUGCCAGAUUAAGCCUGGGGACCAUUUGCCUAAUCAAGUAGAAGAGGAUAGGAACGCCAAAGCUUCACGAUGGAGGGGUAGACAGAACCGAGAAAAGCGCUUCACCUUCGUACUCGCAGUAGUGAUUGGAGUUUUUGUUGUCUGCUGGUUUCCUUUCUUCUUCACUUACACAUUGACUGCUGUUUGUAAGAGCUGCGAGGUUCCUGAUACCCUCUUCAAGUUCUUCUUCUGGUUUGGUUAUUGCAAUAGUUCCCUGAAUCCUGUCAUCUAUACUAUCUUCAACCAUGACUUUAGGAGGUCCUUUAAAAAAAUUCUCUGCAGAAUAGACCGGAAAAGAAUUGGGUGAAGCGGGGAUCUGUUGAAAGGCAAGUCUUAGGUUCAGCUCUGACAGGAUAUUGGAAGUGGGUGGCACCUUGUCUGAUUACUAAGCAUUGACUCUUCAAAGGCUUCAGGUGAGAUAAAACAAUUAAAAUAUUAGUGCACAACCAGAACCCAACAGGAUGGGUGCCCAGGGAUGGAUCAAAAGUCUUAUUUUAGUGUGUUCUUUCUAUGUAUUUCAGCACAUUGAACAAAUGAGGCUGGGAAAGGAAAAUGUAAGUCAUAUCUUUCAGAAGCACUUUCUUUCUAUUUUCCAUCUAAGAUCCCUGACAUUAUGAUAUUGCAUCUUUGAGAUUUGUGCAUCUUUAACUUUUAUAGGAAAAUUAGCUUUAAACUGUUUUAAAUAUUUCUUGAGGACAUGCAUUCUCUAUGAAAAGCAAAAGAAAGAUACACAUUUGAGUGGACCCCUGCUGCCAUCUCAUCGAUUUCAAAUAUUAUAAUAUUAUAAUAUUCCAAAAUUUCCAAUAUGGUUCUGGAUGUUGAGAUAUAACAACUGGUAAUAUAAGCUUUGACACAAUGGCCAGUGUUUUAUUGUAUUCACUAUCUGUAUUUGUUUUUUAAAAAAAUCAUGUUUGUCUUGUCUUUUUAAAAUGCAGUAUUGUUAAAAAGCUGUAUCUCUUAUUCUGUACCAAUUUAAAGAAUCAAAUAUGAAGGAUUUCAUACUUAGAAAAGGAACUGUCAAAAAGCUGAGCUUUCUAAGGCCUCAGAGAUAUAAGAUAAAGUAUUCUUUCUUUGUGAUCCUUUCAUUGAGAUAUGUUCAGUACAACUUACUUCUUUCUCUAGUUGUAAAUAGAUACUGUAGAUGAAAUUCUCUGUUUACUUUACAAUGCUCUUUGAUUCACACUGAUUUUUUUACAUUUUCAUUUGUGCUAGCUCUCCUGUACAAAAACAUAUUUUCAUGUACUUCAUUUCUUCCUUUUUACCUAAUAUGAAACUAUACAAAUCAUUUCUUCCAACUGCAAAAUUGGAUUAUAGAACUCUUUUGAUUAGUCACAUAGUGAAUGAUAUUAUACAUGAGUAUAAAGGAGAAAGAAAAUGAAUAGAAUUAUAGUAGCAUGUAAAAAAUCAUGUUGGCAUA
Molecule: messenger RNA, 2819 nt
Organism: Notechis scutatus (mainland tiger snake)
Lineage: Eukaryota; Metazoa; Chordata; Lepidosauria; Squamata; Elapidae
Gene: ADRA2A
Product: adrenoceptor alpha 2A
Biological process (GO): G protein-coupled receptor signaling pathway
Cellular component (GO): plasma membrane
Molecular function (GO): epinephrine binding; alpha2-adrenergic receptor activity
Source: RefSeq, a predicted model, not a curated record